This is a messenger RNA of Caenorhabditis elegans, 1187 nucleotides long. It is a transcript of the gene T19A6.4, whose product is annotated as Transmembrane protein 144. NCBI's taxonomy places the organism in Eukaryota, Metazoa, Nematoda, Chromadorea, Rhabditida, Rhabditidae. The record is from RefSeq and is marked reviewed. Gene Ontology annotation, molecular function: carbohydrate transmembrane transporter activity. Gene Ontology annotation, biological process: carbohydrate transmembrane transport. The coding region runs from base 43 to 1077 and encodes 344 amino acids. Gene Ontology annotation, cellular component: endomembrane system; membrane. The transcript has 8 exons.
UAAUUGAACUUUCAGCCACAUUUCAAUUGUCGUUUUGUAACCAUGAUUGUUGGAAUUUUGGCAUGUCUCACGGCCACUUUUACUCUCGGAUCUGUUUUUGCACCUAUCAAGAGAUUUCCAUCAAGUGAUGGUUUCAUGGUUCAAUUCUUCAUGAGUCUUGGUGGAUUCAUCACAAGUCUUGCAAUCCAUGCUUUACUUGGUUUUCCCCCAAUUUAUCCAUUGGCUAUGCUUGGAGGAGCUCUGUGGUGUGCAGCAAACGCCUUUGCAUUUCUCAUAAUGAACCGUCUUGGAUUAGCAGUUCCAAUUCUUAUUUGGAGUACUGUAUCCUGUUUAACAGGAUGGGCAACCACUAGAUAUGGGUUAUUUGGUGUACCGAAAGGUAUUCCAAGUUCAGUGAUUCUUAAUUAUAUUGGUAUUAUUGUUCUUGUUGUCGGAAGUUCUUUCUUCCUUUUCAUCAAGAGCCACGUCUACAUUCCAAAAAAACGAAACAAUUCUGAGAGUCUUACGUCGGGAGGAGAAAUUCCAUCAAAGAAAAGUAUGGCAACGCAAUCCUCAGAAGAAGAUGAUAUAGUUCAACACCCACAUCAUGUUUCUCCAAUUGUUAGAAUAGUAUGCUUCCUUGCAGCAAUUUUCAGUGGCCUAUUCUAUGGAAGCAUGUGCACUCCAGUAACAUUUAUCCAAAAUAGGCCAGAUUUAUACCCAGGUGCACCAACUGAAGGGCUUCCUUAUCUAUUUUCAUUUUUCUGUGGAAUCAUGCCAAUGUCUACUUUCGUAUUGGUCAUCUAUUCUGCAGUCAAAAAGAACAAUCCAUCUCUUCCAUCAUAUUUGGUACUUCCAUCACUUUUCGGAGGACUUUUAUUUGCAAUUGGAAUGGGAGGAUUUUUCAUUGGAAAUCAAAAACUUUCACAAACAAUUUCCUAUCCAAUCUGUUCAUUUGCACCUGGUUUGAUUGUCAGUGCAUGGAGUGUCCUGUAUUUUAAGGAGAUUACGGGAAAACGAAAUUUAAUUCUACUCGGUAUUGCAUAUGCAUUCACACUUGUUGGAGUCAUUAUGGUAACAGUAUCCAAGGAUCUUUGAUCAAUUUUAAUCAAACUUGAUUCUAUUUGUCAAUUGAUAAUCGAUUAUUUUCCCAUAACGAACAGGAAAACAAUCGAAAUUUCUCACGAAUAAACGGUUAAAAACACUUU